AUGCAUGAACUAGGUGACUUCCCAAGAGAGAUUCUUGAAAUUUCUUUGGGUUAUAUGCCCAGUGAUACUUUGAUAACAUUGCUUGAUAUUCCACAAGUUGAAACUUUAGCUAGAAGAUUACUUUACACAACCAUUAGAAUAGGGGGCAAGUUUUAUGAUAGAAGACUUCUCGAAGAUGACGAAGAUGACGACUAUGAUGAAGAGGACUAUGAAGACAGAAUCAAAAGCAAAUAUUUGAGAGUCGGUCAUCGACCACAAAUUAUUGAUGGAAUUCCUGUAUUGAAAAGUGCCAUGGAAUACUAUCAUUUGAGAAAGUCAAACCCUAAUGUGAGACCAUCAAAGUUGAUUUUUGAUGAUGUCAUGACUGCCGUUCUGAUAGCACAUACAUCACCAGAGAUUUUGGAGAAUACUCACAUAGAAUUGAUAUUCACUCCUGAUUUCAACUUCUCGCUCUUCUGUAGUGAGUACAAGAGGGCACCUUUCACGGUUUCAUCACUUGUUAAUUUUGAUCCUUGUGAAGAGAAUCGUGAUUUGGAUCUUUUUAGAAAUGUGACAUCAUACACUAGUACAUCAAAACGUGAUUUUAAGAUGGAUAUGAGAGACCUUUUACCUCGUUGGUUUCCUAACCUUAAGGAGUUGAAAAUCGAACAACAACUUACACUCGCUCACAUUGCUAUGUUACCAAAACAAAUAACAAGUUUGUCGUUAUAUAUACAUCUUGAUGGUACUGAAUCUAAUGGAGCAUUAAAGUUAGGAUUACCGCAACUGUUAGAAGACUUGAAAAUUAAAGUAGUUAAUGAAACUUCAAAUAUGAUGCAUAUUGAUAUAUCUCAUCUUCAGCUUAACAGCUUAAUUAUUGAUGGGUGUUCAAAGUUUAGGUAUGGUGACGGAGGUUUGAAAUGGUUGGUUCCUUCAUUGAGAAAAUUGUCCUAUGAUGCAAGUCAUUUUAUGGCCAAGCCUCUUAAACACAUGUGCCCCCAACUACUUGAAUUAAAUGUGGGAAGUAUAAAUGGAGAAUCUUCGGUUCCUGGAAAUUAUUUGAACAAUUUACCUUCUUCUUUAGUUGCUCUUAUGGUUCCGGCAAAUGCCUUUAAUUAUCCUAAAAUGGAAACAAAGAAACAAAAGUUUGAGUCAGCAAAUCUACCAUCUAACUUGAGAAAAUUAGAAUUAACUGGGCGUCCAUAUGGAAAUGAUGGAGCAUAUAUUGAUUUUGAAAUGAACAAGUUGUGCAACUUAACGACCUUAUCCAUUAUUGAUGUUCCAGAAAUCAGUAUUUGUGGUAGUCUCCCACCUUCUAUAACAAGUUUGACUCUUCAUCUGGUCAAGUCGUUUGGUUUCAAUAUGUUGCAGCAUUUACAUAUGUUAAGAGAUCUUGAAAUAAAGAGAAGUGAUAAGUCAUCAUCAAACUUCAACUAUAAGCUACCACAAUCAUUAACAAGUCUUAAGAUUUCAUACUGUGAUUUAAAGGCAAUAAAUAUAGAUGCGCCUAAACUAGAACUGUUGGUAAUUGAUGGAGAGGAAAUUCAAUCAUUGACAAAAUCAAACUUUAGAAUUCCAGGUAAUCUCAAGAAGUUGCGAGUUUCUAAUUCUAAAGUAAGAGAGAUCUUGAUUGAUUUUCCUACAACUUUGAAAGAGUUGGAUUUGUCUCAGAAUAGUCUCGGGAUUUUUGGUAGAGGUAAGAAAGCAUCAUCUUUUCCAGUAGGAUUGGAAAUUCUUGAUUUAUCACACAACAAUAUUAGUGAUGAAUGGAUCCGAAGACUGAACUUAUUGGAAUUAAACCAUUUGAAAUCUUUGUAUUUGGGACACAAUAGAUUGGUUUACUUGGUUCCAGAGUUUUUACCUUCUUCGUUAGUUGCAUUAGAUGCAUCUAAUAAUGGAGUGAUUGCAUUUGCGGAUUUUGAUAAUACCCCAAAUCUUGAACAAUUAGAUUUAUCAUUUACUAAAUUAUCUGGAUUCUUGUUGCAAUUAAAAGGAAAAGAUAAGGAUUUGCCUGAAUCUAUUAAAUUUGUUAGUAUUCAAGGUUUUGGAUUAUCUUAUGAAGAAGUUGAGGUUUUCUAUAAUAUUCUUGCUAAGAAACCAAAUUUUGAAUACUUAAAUCUGUAUGAAGCACCUAUCGAUGCGCUGAUGGUAUUAGGAAAGGGAGCAAAGUUGUCAAAAGUGGGACUCUUGGGUGGACCAGGUGGUUUUAUCUCCGUGAAUUAA
Messenger RNA from Candida tropicalis MYA-3404, 2202 nucleotides. Its product is annotated as leucine-rich repeat domain-containing protein. Gene Ontology annotation, molecular function: protein binding. The record is from RefSeq and is a predicted model, not a curated record. Gene Ontology annotation, cellular component: extracellular matrix. The coding region runs from base 1 to 2202 and encodes 733 amino acids. The transcript has a single exon. NCBI's taxonomy places the organism in Eukaryota, Fungi, Ascomycota, Pichiomycetes, Serinales, Debaryomycetaceae.